This is a messenger RNA of Phycomyces blakesleeanus NRRL 1555(-), 704 nucleotides long. RefSeq names its product secreted LysM domain-containing protein. The record is from RefSeq and is a predicted model, not a curated record. Bases 69 to 593 code for a protein of 174 amino acids. NCBI's taxonomy places the organism in Eukaryota, Fungi, Mucoromycota, Mucoromycetes, Mucorales, Phycomycetaceae. The transcript has 2 exons.
CUUCAGCAACCCAUCCCUCUCCCUUCUCCCACAGACCAAACACACUUCCUUUCCUUCUACUACUCAACAUGAAGUUCACCAUCAUUGCCACCGCUGCCCUCGCCCUCGCCGGCAUGGUAUCCGCCGUCCACCCUACCCGCUCCUGCGUGUCUCACUACAACGCUGUCGAAGGUGACUCUUGCCAAUCUGUUGCUCUCGCCAAGGGUAUUACCGCCGAGAAGUUUGUUGAGCUCAACCACGGUCUUGCCGAUCUCGGUGUUGAGGGAUGUGCCAGCCUCAAGGUUGGUAAGAGAUACUGCGUCUCUGCUCCCAAGACCAACGCCAAGCGUUGUUUGACCGCCAAGAAGGAGGAUGCCGACAAGUCUGGCACCACUGUUACCUCCCGCCCCUCCAACGCUGUCAACAAGAUCGUUGACAACUGCAACAAGUACUACACCAUUGCCGAGUCUGACAGUGGCUGUUCUGAUGUCGCCAGCAAGAACGGUAUCGAUGAGGAAGAGCUCUACGCCUGGAACCAGGGUCUCCACCACGCCGGUGACCACUUGUGCGAUAACCUUGACACUGGCAAGGCCUACUGCGUCGGUGUUAACUAAAUAGUCUAAUAUUCCGCCUGUAAAAUAAACACUUCAAUUCUCCAAACAUAAAGCCAUUUUAUUUAUUCGACCCUCCAAUAUUCAAUUAAAAUAAUUAUUUUAUGCACAUGG